Messenger RNA from Clunio marinus, 210 nucleotides. The record is from the annotation of a GenBank genome assembly. NCBI's taxonomy places the organism in Eukaryota, Metazoa, Arthropoda, Insecta, Diptera, Chironomidae.
AUGACUAACGCUUAUCGGUACUUAUUUUCAGCUGGAUUCACUAGCGCUUCAAAACCAUUCUGGUUAUAUGCUGCAAUGUACAAUGUUGCUCGAAAUCAUUUUGAAAACUCAUUCACAAUUAUUUUCAGGAUUAUGCUUGAAGUGCUUCUACGAGUGAUCUCAAAAUUCACUCCUUCAAGCUUUCAGAUUAUAAGAAGUGAAGAAAGUUAA